AUGUGUCUGCAGACCAUCUUUUUGUGUUUCGAUUCCAUUAAUGCAUUGAAUCAGAACGAAGCAAGCACGAUCAAGUUCAGCCUCGGUAGCAGCUUCGAGGGCCGCCAAACUAGCAGGAUCCAUUUCGGUUUGAGAACCUCCUGCUCCUGUUGCGUUUCCAGUGGAUCCACCUCGGGUUGCUUUGCCACCCUUUGUAAUGGGUUUCUUGAGAUCUGGUCGGAAAAGAUUGGAUCCAAAUUGAACGAGAGAUGAGAGUACGGUGGUAUUUCCACCUGGUCCACCAUCUCCCUCACCUUCAGAUUCUGAUUCCGAGUGUCGACCUUUUCUGUAUCCCGUGUGACCUUCAAACCAAUUUUGUUGACCUCUCCAACCUAA
Messenger RNA from Rodentolepis nana, 375 nucleotides. The record is from the annotation of a GenBank genome assembly. Lineage: Eukaryota; Metazoa; Platyhelminthes; Cestoda; Cyclophyllidea; Hymenolepididae.